AUGGAAGGACAACACAAGACAACAGCUCCCCCUCCCAGUGGUAUACCACGGCCAGCAAGCGGAAUUCCUCGAUUGACUUCAAGGCUGCCACUACCCUCGGCCACUGCCUCCAAAUCCAUCAAGCCUUCCCCCUCCCGAGAUAGACUACGAGCCGACCCCGGUUUAGACGAAAGACGGCUACGAAGACCUUCAUAUGACACACUUGUGAAGAAACAGGCCACACGCUAUUCAUCCCCGCCCAAAGCUCGAACAGAAACGAUUCCAGCUCCACAAAUACAAGAUGAAACGCAAGGCGGGGCAGAUGAGAUUCAAACUCCGGAGGAAAUGACCCCGAUCACCGGCGAUGAUGAUACUGCAUCAAUCGCAUCAACACAGGAAGACCGUGGUCGGCGUGAAGUACGUCCAUCUCUGUCUGAGCGGACACUUGAGACGCUAUCACAAAUCCCACCUUCCCCGGCAUCAGUAAGAAGACAGUCCAGCUUUUUCAAUGGCGCCAGCCCAAUACGCUCGCCAUCUCGGGCUCCGUCCAAUGUGUCCAGCUACUCAAGAUCGCCAUCUCGAGCUUCAUCAGGUGCGCCAAGCACCAGCGAGCUGUAUACCCAGCCUGUUUCACAACUACGACUUCCCUCGAAGCCUCGCAUGUCUAUUGCUUCUCUGUCCCCAGCGCAUGGCUCGGAAGAAGUUAAAAGCCCAUCAAGGCUGAAGGCGCCAUCGAGUAGACAAAACCUCGCACCUGGAGAUGAGGCCAAUUCCGAUGUAAAGUCACCACUUAAAAAGAAGUUAUCCCAAAGAUCCAUUGGGAACAAGGAUACUACAAAGCCCUCACUCGUCCGGCCUUCACCCAGCAAGAUUACCACAAAGCUUACUCAAACCAAUAUGGGCCCUUCACAAAAACCACUUCAAGUGAGGAAAACACGAAAACCCCACUCAGAGCAACCGGCUUCUAUGCGAUCUCCCUCCACGGGGUCAAGAUAUGUGUCUGCUGCCUCCAACGUUCAGGAUGAGCUAUCCCCUGAGCAGCAAGCAGAAUCUGAAGCGAGAAAAGCCUCGAAAUCGUCAAGUACGUUGCGUGAAACCAUUGCAAAGGCGAAGGCUGCACGUAAAGCAAUGGCAGCUGGAGAAAAGAAGGAAGAACUACAAGCAGAGAAAUCACAGGCUCCUCCACUUGCCGAUUCAUGGGGAGGUGCUGAUGAUGAGGACCCGUUCAAUCAGCUGCCCAAGGGCGACAACCGAUUGGCCAUAACAAAACGAGUUCAGACAGGACGCUCUACCGGCCAACUGAACAUCGCGGCAAUGUCUUUGACAGAAAUUCCAAGGGAAGUGCUGACAAUGUACGACUACGAUCCAGAAAGCGCCGCAAACUGGUUCGAAAAUGUUGAUCUCGUCAAAUUCAUCGCUGCGGACAAUGAACUAGAACAUAUUUCAGAUGAUGUCUUCCCAGACAUCAACCCUGAAGACUUCGACCCAGACAGUGACGACCGGGGACUUCAAUUCGGUGGACUUGAGACAUUGGAUCUUCAUGGCAAUAUACUAAAGUCACUUCCGAUGGGUCUCCGCCGCAUGAAAAAUCUACGCACUCUCAACCUAUCGAACAACAUGUUGGACAUGGAUAAUAUUCAGAUUCUCACCGAGUUACCGUCUCUGACAGAUUUAAAAUUGGCAAAUAACAAGCUCGAGGGACAAUUGGCGACAGUCUUUGGUGGUCUUCACCAAUUGGAUUCUUUAGACCUCCGCGGAAACAAUCUCACCAACCUCUCCGAGGCACUGGUUGGGCUAAGUUCAUUGAGGACAUUGGAUGUCAGCGAGAAUAAGUUGACCUCUUUGCCAUUUGAGUUGCUAAGUAAACUUCCCCUGAAGACCAUCAAUGCGCAAAAGAACAAGUUGGAAGGUACCCUGGUCCCAGCCUCAGUGGACCGUUUCGAGACCUUGCAGUCCCUGAACAUUGCCAACAAUGUUGUCGUGGUCUUCGCGGCGAGUGACACGCUUGAUCUGCCUAAUUUACAUACUCUGUUGAUUGGUGUCAACCGCAUCACGCAUCUCCCCUGCAUAUCUACAUGGCAGUCGCUGUUAACGCUCUCUGCGGAGGAGAACAAAAUUUCAGAGCUUCCACAAGGAUUUGCGGAGCUCAAAAAUAUCAAGAAGGCUGACUUCACUGGAAAUGAUCUCUCGCGUUUGGAUGAGAAGAUGGGUUACAUGGACAGCCUCACAUCCUUCCGCGUCGCCAACAAUCCCUUCCGUGAGCGGAGAUUCCUUACCAUGGACACUGAAGACAUCAAACGUGACAUGCGAAGCCGCUGUGAGCCCGACCCUCAGGACACAGACGACGAAGGCUCAGUAGCCACUCAGUUCACUCUGGCGCCGGAAAUCCCUGCACUGGAUGUUAAUUGGCAGCUCAAGUCCGGCGGUACUCUUGACCGGUCUUAUUCCGAGAUGACAGACCUCAAGGUGGAUCAGCUAGAGAUGCUUCCUUCCCAGGAUAUUCGCUGCCUCUACUUGCAACACAACGAGAUACCCUGCUUCCCAACACCGGCACUUGCAAUGCUUGCUGAGGGUAUCGUUGAGCUUGAUCUCUCGAACAAUCCCUUCGGGACCGACUUUUUGUCUUCUCCGCUUGAGCUGCCUAAGCUGCAGUCUUUGAACUUGAAUGCGACCAGAUUGACGUCGCUGGAACUUUUGUUGGCCAACCUGAUCGCUCCAUCUCUGACGUUCUUGGACAUUUCUCAUAAUCGUCUGAAGGGACCUUUGCCUCAAAUCCGACAGACUUACCCCGAGCUAAAGACUUUCAUUGCCUCUGAUAACCAGUUCGAUUCCUUAACUUUUGAGGCGGUGCAAGGGCUGCAGGUUUUGGAUGUUAGCAACAACGACAUUGAUUCGCUUCCUCCAAAGAUCGGCCUGCUGGGUGCUGAGCGCUCUCCUAAGAACUGGGGUAAGGGAUCCGCCUUACGACGCUUCGAGGUAGCCGGCAACAAGUUCCGAGUGCCUAGGUGGCAGGUGGUGGCCAAGGGCACAGAUUCAGUCUUGGAAUUUUUGCGAGACCGCGUUCCACUGAGUGAGCUCCCCGAAUGGGAAAAAGACGAAGCCAACGAAGAGGAGCUCUAG
Messenger RNA from Penicillium antarcticum, 3099 nucleotides. RefSeq lists its product as uncharacterized. Gene Ontology annotation, molecular function: protein binding. The transcript has a single exon. The record is from RefSeq and is a predicted model, not a curated record. Lineage: Eukaryota; Fungi; Ascomycota; Eurotiomycetes; Eurotiales; Aspergillaceae. The coding region runs from base 1 to 3099 and encodes 1032 amino acids.